AUGGCACCCCAAAAUGACUAUACGACGUCCGAGUUUGAACUGCUUGAAGAGACGGGUCAAGGCACUUUGUUCGCCAUUAAGAAAGACGAUCCUGGUUUGAAAUACAUUGCUCAGCCCUUUGGUAUUUUGAACGGCUCCGACGUUGAAGGCACCGACAAGCAGAAAACCAUUGACGAAGCCUCUGCAUUCUACACUCUCUUCCACAGCUCGAAAGUCGGCUCGGCUAUCGCUCAAAUCUUCAAUCAUGAAAACAUCAUUUCCAUCGCCGGCUACAUUAAGACGCAUCCUGUGGCGCCAGUUUCAGAGCGCGCGCGCCUCGAAGAGUAUAUCGUAUGGGACUAUUGCGACGCUUCAAACCUCAGUGCUCUUUUCCAAAGCAAGCCCUGUGAGUCUGCCAAGUUUUACCUGCCCGAGUCACUCUGCUGGCAUGUCUUGACGUCGCUUCUCAGCGCCAUCACGUACCUCCACGAUGGAAAGAGACUCUUUCUAGAUACAGAGGCAGCGGCAGGAGAAGCGACGAAGAUAUGGGCAUCUGUGGAUCAGGAUUGGCUUCCAAUCCUGCACCGGGCGAUGGAGCCGAGGAACAUCUUCUUUCAGCAACCUCGUGGCAUUGAGACGUAUGGGAUGUGUAAGCUGGGCAACUUUGAGCAUGCAGUGGUGACGAAUCAUGUGAUUACACCCAAUGCAGAAGAUGUCACGGAUAAAGAUGUUGAACCAACCCUCAACACCGAUAGCUAUCUGGUCAAGUCGCAAUACUCGGACGAACUAAAAGACACGGUGCGAUACCUGCUCGACUUUCGCACGGGCAGUGACACACAUAUCAACAGCGUCCUGCCGACGACCAUGGCCGUGAUGGAGCAGUAUCAGCAGUGGAAGCUUCAUAGCGAGGAGGGCAAGCUGUACAAGGACAUUGAAGACGACAUGGCGGCGAGAUGCGGCGCAAAGACGAACAUGGAGACGCACAGCUAA
This is a messenger RNA of Trichoderma gamsii, 969 nucleotides long. RefSeq lists its product as hypothetical. Lineage: Eukaryota; Fungi; Ascomycota; Sordariomycetes; Hypocreales; Hypocreaceae. Gene Ontology annotation, biological process: protein phosphorylation. The record is from RefSeq and is a predicted model, not a curated record. The transcript is spliced from 2 exons. Bases 1 to 969 code for a protein of 322 amino acids. Gene Ontology annotation, molecular function: protein kinase activity; ATP binding.